Molecule: messenger RNA, 1997 nt
Organism: Terrapene triunguis (Three-toed box turtle)
Lineage: Eukaryota; Metazoa; Chordata; Testudines; Emydidae
Exons: 4
Source: RefSeq, a predicted model, not a curated record
CUCAACCAACUGUCAGCCUGUCACCAAAAGAAGUUACAAUAGAAAGUGACAAGGAGAAGACUCUGUCAUGUGAAGUCAAUAAGUUCUAUCCAAAUUUGGUUGACAUUAAGUGGAUGAAGAUUUCAAAGAAUAACCAGGACAGUAGCGUAGCAGCAGAGGAUAUCUGCACAGGAGCCUCUGUAGAAAAUGAAGACGGCACAUUUAAUGUCACUAGUAAAUUAAGGCUGCAACCGUCUUUGCAAGAUAAUGGAAAUGUCUAUAGCUGUAUUGUGAGUCACAAAACAUUUCCUGCCGAGUUACUUCUCAAUAGCAUCUUGACUGUCACAGCCCCCAGGUCCGAUUCAAGCAUUUUAAUUGGAGCGGUCAUUGGAACAAUAAUAGCCUGUAUUAUUGUGCUCGGUUUGGGAGUUUUCGUGUACGAUAAGUGUUUUAAGAAAAUUCCACCAACAAUAAUGGCAUUCAUAGGGAAUGUGGAAAUGAAGCAUUUAGAAGACACUUCUUUGUAUUGUCAAUUUUCCGGCUUUCGUCCAAAACCUAUAACUGUAGCUUUUUUUUUGAAAAAGUAUCAACAAGAACAAAAGGAGACAAUUUACUAUUGGAACAGUGAAAAGGAUGACAUCCAACGAGAUGAGGAAAGUGCUGCUCUCCUGUCUACGUCAAAGAAUUUUCAGUUUCAGAUAUACUUGAAGUCACUAGAUAAUGGCACUUUUGAAGUUCCAUGCAUCAUUCGUAUAUCUCCAAACGUGCAUGAGCUAAACAAGGCAGAGAUUUCUCUUGAAAUUAUACACGAGGCCCUUCAGCAACGUCCUGCUAUGGCAAUAACAGAAUUGAAGGUCAUAGCCGUGCCAGUGUUGGAUCCAAUCCUGUGUUCUACCGAUGUGCCAAGACCAGAUGAGCCUAUAACUUUGACUUGCAGAAUUCAUUCUUUUUUCCCUGAAACAAUUGAUUUGGCUUGGUAUAAAGAUGGUGAUGAAGUGCCAGAGGAACCCUUCAUUAGUGAUGUGACAAGUGGGCCAGAUGGACUUUUCUUCUGCACCAGUAGUUUAAUAUUACAUCUUGGAGUUGAGGACAAUGGAAGGAGAUUCAUAUGCAAAGCUAAACUUAAAGGCUCACACCAGUAUAAAGAAUCUUCUUGGAAGCUGAAAAAUUUGAGUAAGUUAAUUUUCAAAAUACAAUUUUAUUAGUAGAAUGAAAACUGUAAUGACCAUCACCAUAACACACACAUUGCUUUUAAAGGAAAAAUUAUCGAUCUCUGGGUGACUUUCUGCAGUACUCAGGUGCUCCCUUUUAAAAGGUGAAAUACAACCCUCCACAGAGGGCCAGCAGAAGGCCUAGGCACCAUCAAAGCCAUAUUUUGUGGAUUUAACUGCUGCAUAGGCUUAGAGCUGCUAGAUCUUUGCACGGGGGUGAAUUUCAUCAAAAAGCCACAUCCCCAGUAGGAAGAGGGGUGUAUUUUUACACAUUAACACACAUUAAAAUCCUACGGUAGACAAGACUGUUACAAUUUUAAUAAGUAGGAGUUUUGGUGUCACCUCAGUGAGCUAACACGUAUUGAAAUUUUGGUUUUUUACAUGUGUAAAAAUCCAUAACAAAUCACGUUUUUUCUUAGUGAAGACAAAGCCUCCCUGUUCUAUCUCUAGGCCAGAUCUUACACUCCUUGUGCAGGCAAAAUACCCUUUGAAAUCACUGUAGGUUUUGCCUGACUAGAAAAUGAGUGGGUAAAUGCAGGAUCACGUUUUAUUCUUUUACUAUGUAUAAAAGAAAACCAAGAACAAAUGCCUCCCCCAGAGUUUUCUUUAAAAAUCCUGUGCUUGGUUCAAGUUACCAACAUUUCUUUUCUGAUCCCAGACUGAUGCCUACACAUGCAUAGUUUCAGUUCUCAAGAAGGUUGGGGACAUUUGUAAACUACUGUACAUAAAUGUGGCAUGUUUUACUCUCUGAAGCAUUCCUCUGGGAAAUCAAAUAUAUAUAUAUAUUUUAGGGCUGUCAAGCAAUUU